CAAAGAGCUAACUUGUGACUUACUUCCCCUUGGCGCGUUCAAUUUUCUCAUUACCUCCUAAGUUAGAUGAUGGCACAGAAAUUUCAUGGUGUGCAUAGAAGUAUGGCUGAUAAAGAGAUGCUAGAAGUGUGUUCAGCGAUCGACUCAGACGAAGAUCGUGAUGUUGUAGCUGAAGUUGACUACACUGAAGGGAGAACUUCGGAGGACGAAGUCCCGCCACAAGUUUGUAAAAAGACAGCAAAGAAAAGCCACAUGACGAUGGAGCCAGUUAUUAGAAGAACAACGGCUUUUAAUGUGUUCUGCAGUGAAAGGCUGAAAGCUAACCCAAAUACUGGCUUUCAGCCGGAAGAAUGGGGCUUCGAAUGGAGGACACUGACAGAUGCCUCAAAAAAGGAAUACGAGGCUAAAGCUUAUGCCUUGAGACGUAAAAAUAUUGAUGUCAGAGCAAUAUUGAGAAAUAUCAAUAAUAUGACAAACCUCCUGAAGAAAAAUGAGGAGGAGGCUAAAUCCAGUGAAAUAGAGGGCGUGUGUACCAUUGUAUACAAGAACAAUGUCCUCCAUUUCACUGAAUUUGGUAAUCUCACUGGUGUCAGUAAAAACCCCACCAUCUCCAACCUGAUCUGGGGGCAUGCAUAUGGAAGAAAGGCAGACAAUGUGAAGGGUAGAAGCAUUCAGGAGUUGCGAGGCAAAGCCAUGGCAAAAAUGUCAAAAAUUGCAAAAUCACAGCUUGGCCUGAAUCAAUUUCCCUAUGAGAGGGUCAGAAAGGGAGAAUUUAUUUUAACUGGAAUUCCCCCAUCCUUAAUGCCCUUGCAGCCUCCUGGAAGGAUGACCACAAAGGAACUUCUAGCAAUCCUUGACUGUAAAGUUACAGUCACCAGAGCACCUGCAGUGAGAAAUUCCACCGACACAUCACAGACAAAUGAAAUUGCAGAAAAUACAUUGCAACAGACACACACACGACUUGUACAUGAAACAUCAACAUCACCUUCCGUAAAUAAAGCAACAGAAAGCACUUUACAACAGCCACAAACACGACCUGUACAUGAAUCAUCGUCAUCCAAAGAUAAUGAAGCAACAGGAAACAUAUUACAGCAGAAACAAACACAACUUCUACCUAACACAUCAACACAUACAAACAGCUCAUUAGAUACAAAUAGACAGACUGUACUUCUAGAAUACAAUUUCCAAAUGUCACACCACGUCAACACUGCAGAAACAUGUGAUGGAAGAAUCCCGGGUCAUGCCACAGAGGGGCAGUCCUUGAGUUUCAUGGCAGGAGAAUCAGCUUCAGAAGUGGUACAAACUACCUUGGUGCAGGAUAUUGUGGCAGAAGACCCGAGUCAGUGUGCUGCAGAAGUACAAACACCGGUAGUGGCGGCUAUUUUUACAGCAGAAGACACGGCUUCAGUAGUAGAAACCACCUUGGUGCAGAAUACUUUCAUAGUAGAAGACCCAGCUUUAGAAGUGAUUCAAACACCAGUGGUGGCGGAUAUUUUUGUGGCAGAAGACCCAGCUUCAGAAGUGGUACAAACCACCUUGGGGCAGGAUAUGCAAGAAGCACCGACAAGCAGUUUGCAAAUUAGUACAGUAAAGGAUUCUGCAAAACAACAGCAGGAAUCAGGGAGAAAAAAGAAAAGAACAGGUACAGUAAAGGAUUCUGCAAAGCAGCAGCAGGAAUCAGGGGAGACGAAGCAAAGAACAGGACUCAGAACUCUGUGGACAGCAGCAGAAGUACUUCUUGUUCAGCAACACUUCAGUGAGGAGUUGGCUGGGCUGAAGCCAGUGACACGCAGCAGCAUUGACAGUUUUCUGGAGCAACAAACAGUGGUCAAAAGGACUUCUACUGCAUUGGGAAAUUAUCUGUUAAGGAACAGGAAGAAAAGCAGACCUGAUGAUCAGUAGUGAAUCACAGCACCUUAUCACCAAGACUGAUGACGCUUGAGAUAUUGGAUUGAGUCUGCUUAAGGGCAUUCUGUACUUUCAAGAUGCAUUUUCACUGCCAUGUGCUAUCUGUUUUACAGAGCUGACUGUACUCCAACUUCUUUAUCACCAACCACCUGUGUGAUAAUGUUCCAUGAUGCUUCCCACCAAAUUCAAGACAUUAAAAAUUGCAAUUUUUCCUUUUUGGUAGCUGUUAAUUACAUUGAACUAUAUGUAUUCUUCAUUGCGUUGAUGUCUUUGCAGGAAUAAAGCAUUUGCCCAAUGAUGUGAUUUGAUUCCAGUACAGAAAAAAAUACGACUCUUAUGAUUAUGUUAAAUGUGCAAUAGGAAAGUUGUGACACUUGCCUCAUAAGGUAUAUGUUUCUAUCCAUGUGAUUAUGACAUGGUAGGGUGUUGUGGUUGUGUGGCUGUUACGUAGGUUCGGAUGUUAUGGACUAAUUAUUUUAUCUACACUGUUGGUGUUGCUAUUGGUUGUGUUGUAAUUGAAUAUAUAAAAAUGUAAAGAAGUUAUGAAUGUGGAAGAUUAUAAGUUUUUAAUUGGUCUGUAUGAUUAAAUUUGUUGCUGGCAUGUGUUUGUGCGACGGUGCUUCUCAGGAUUCAUAAAUUUAAAAAACUUAUUGUUAUUAUGGUGCUUUUGAUAUAAUGUAAAAUUAUUGUCUCAAGCAUUAGUUUAUAUCUUGUCUAUCCAACUUAAGAAUGAAGGAUGACCAAUGUCAUGCCUUGUCAAAUAAAACCAAGCAUACUGAAUCAU
This is a messenger RNA of Pomacea canaliculata, 2692 nucleotides long. RefSeq lists its product as uncharacterized. The transcript is spliced from 17 exons. Lineage: Eukaryota; Metazoa; Mollusca; Gastropoda; Architaenioglossa; Ampullariidae. The record is from RefSeq and is a predicted model, not a curated record. The coding region runs from base 67 to 1902 and encodes 611 amino acids.